UAUUAAAUGUUGUGUGUGUCAUUACCUUCUUCAAAAUGAGGGCCGAGGCCUAAAAGUUAAAUAGAAAAACGAAUUUGUGGGAUAAAUAAAACCACUACAAUGGGAAUGAUUUGUGUUUAGUGGCGCUCUCAGCACAGCAGCAUGUGGUCUGAAUCGACAAUUCGACAUGUGUUUGCUUUAGACUAGGGACAAUCGAAUCUUCAGACAGUCUUCAAGGUCGUAUAGUCGAACUCAGAGAUGUUAUCGGCGCACAAGUCCUCCUGACUGCAAGCUUCGAAAUGUCCAAUAUUGUAUUUUCAAAAAGUGCAAUGCUCAGUCAGACAAUUAUUAAGAUAUUUUCUUUCCGUCAAAUCACUUACGGCGUGCUUAGGAUAUCUAUUCCACGACCAACGACUAAACUAGGGGAUGGCCUGUCUCCGGGUUGUCAACACUCUUUCCACACAUGCAGUUGUUUCUUUGGAGGUAACAAAUUGAUGAAAAUGUUCAAAGGACGGUCAAAGAAACAGUGGUACGAAACUCCACCUCAGAGAAUACCGACCUCUCAAAGCCUCUUCAAGCCAACCAAACCUCGCCAAGAAGAUAGCUUCAGGCUUCGUGCACUGAACUCCAUUCUCUUCAAAGCCGUUUCAGACCUGUUGACCUCGUAUGAAGUUAGUUCAGAGCUGCCCAAGUUGAAUGUGGAGAUCUCAAAGGUAUCAUUGGCACCUGAUCAUUCAGCAUGUCGCGUCUAUUGGAAGACGGGUGGCACUUCAGAGAAGGAUGAAUACAUUCAACAAGUUCUGGACAAAAGUGGCCGUCGCAUAAGGUAUCUUCUUUUAUCUCAGCAAGUUCUUGGAAGCAUACCUGCCAUGGUUUUCAUCCGGGACAAACAAUAUGCAGCUCUAAAUGAGAUUGAUAAUCUAUUGAAGAUUGCAGAUUUUGGACCAAACCAUGAACAGCUAGAGGAUGCAACCAGUGAGUUGGAGAGGAGCGGGGCCAUCAGGACAGCUUCAUCAGGCCUUGACCAGUUUCCACCCUCUGAGGGAAGACCUGUGCUCUUUGGGAUCGACCACGACGCUCUUCUGAAGCAAGUCCAGGAGUACAAACAGCAGACCGGAGAGACUGCUGCAGCCCUAACUACCACCACAGCCCUUACUCAACAGCAGGUGGAGGCCAUCGCUGAAUUCAAGAAGCAGAAACUUAUCGAGAAGAAAAAGAAGAAGUCUAAGAAGAACAUAGACAAUGACAUCACACCCAAAGCGUUUCUGUUGGCCAAGCACGGCGAAGAAAAACCACUGGAGGAUUUGGACGAUGACCGCCAUGAAGACUCUCAGAUCAGAGAGCUGAUGGCUGAGGACCACAGAAGGCCUUGAAUAUUUGUGUCGCGACUGCCAGACUUCACUGUUUUGGUGGGGGCUUUGCUGACGGACAGGGUAUUGCAAAAAGUAGUUAAUCACUUGAACUCCUUUUUGGAAUAUGCUUACUAUGAUCUUGAGUGAGGACUAUUCAAAGACAGAAUUACGUGUGUUGCGUGUAAAUAUUUUUGGAAACAUUCUUGUAAGACAUUUGUAGAGAACGUGUUCCAAGUAAACAAUUUUGUUUUUUUAUUUCCUUGUCAAAAUGUUCUCAUUUAUAAGCUUCAACUCAGCAUAUAAAUAAGCUCGGUUUAUUUACAAAGUUCAUGUUAAAAAAGGCGAAUGUACAAUCUGAGACAAUAUACACAUGAGCUAAAAUGUGACCCCAAAGGAUUCAGCUUCUGACUAAUUUUGCUUCACAUUAUGUGUAAUCCUUACAGUAAGAUGAGAAAGCUAUACAAAUGUGCACUUCUUUACAAGUACCUAUUCUCUGUACAGUGCCAGUCUAGUAAAAGAGGACCC
Engraulis encrasicolus (European anchovy) is the source of this 1856-nucleotide messenger RNA. It is a transcript of the gene rbfa, whose product is annotated as ribosome binding factor A. Lineage: Eukaryota; Metazoa; Chordata; Actinopteri; Clupeiformes; Engraulidae. The transcript is spliced from 7 exons. Bases 279 to 1352 code for a protein of 357 amino acids. The record is from RefSeq and is a predicted model, not a curated record. Gene Ontology annotation, biological process: rRNA processing.